UGAUCCUUUGCGUUUUGGUAUCCACAACAACAAACUCUUGAUUAGAAUCUCACUUGUUCUGUUUAGUUUCAACGGAAGAAGGCUUAGUUGUGUUGUCUUGCUAGUGUCGUCUGUCCAAACCAUUACAAUUUUUCCAUCAUGUCGUAUAUGGUACAGUCAACACGGGAUCCAUAUCCUUUUCCAAAACUUCAAAGCGAUGAAAAUUUCGUAGGCCCUCGUAACACACAGCAGGUCGGUAAUGACCAACCUACCCACAUUGCACAAAGAGAAGAUCCAUGGAAUAGACUGAACUCAAAAUGUACAUUAUCUAGCUCAAGAAGAGAAGUGUACCAUUAUGAUCCCAAGGCACCUAAAGAUAGUCUUGACUUUGUGUUGAAAACCAAGUAUGACCACCACGAUUCAUUUUUAGCUACAAAACCAGAGACACUAAUCCAACCUGAAACAGUUGGAGAAUCUCAUGGACGAGUUUUGAAAAAUAGAAGUAAAGAUGAAAGAAAAUCAUUUGACCCAGCAGAUCCAUCUGGGUACACCAACCAAGUUGUUGUCGAUCCAAAGAGAGAAACCAUUGACUGCUUCAAGGGUGCCAUUGACAGUCAUCAUAGUGCGGCCACCAAUCCAGGAUAUUCACGUAAACAUGAUGGUGGCUUCUAUACUACUUAAAAUGACAGUAUUUAGAAGCAGUGAGGGGGAGGGGGGUUGCUACAGGAUGUCAAUAUUUUAGUACAUUGAGCCAAUAAAGUAUUGUGAUUAUCAGGAAUAUGAAAUAGUGCUGUUUAUUUCUAGAAAAUGACUCAAAGUUUGACCUGUAUAUGAAUGCCAUUAUGAUGUGUUGACACAUUUAAAAGAAAUAUUGGUAUUUGUUGAAGUUUGAAAUCAUGUACAAACAAAAAGGUCAUAGGUCAUUCUGUUGAUAUCUUGCUUCCUAAUGUGUACCAUAUUGUAUUAUUAGUAAACAAAUUAAAUAGUGAAAUGUGCAUCUAUUGAAUAUUGCAUUUUAGUAUAUGAAGUAAAAUUGGUUUUGGGGUGUAACAUAGUUACAUCAUACUACUUGUACGUACUAUCAGAUACCGUCCUUUCUACAAUGUUGUCAAAUCUAUGCAUAUUUGAACACCGUCCACAAUUUAUGUACUUUAGAGAAAAGUGUGUAUUUUACUGAUUUUAUAUGUAUGGGAAGCGGUUUUGUAAAGUUUGUAAUACAGACCAUGCACACCUUUGUCCAUUCCAGUAUGGUAUGCAAUAAAAUUUGAAUCCAACACAGUA
Messenger RNA from Saccoglossus kowalevskii, 1260 nucleotides. RefSeq names its product protein CFAP276-like. NCBI's taxonomy places the organism in Eukaryota, Metazoa, Hemichordata, Enteropneusta, Harrimaniidae. The record is from RefSeq and is a predicted model, not a curated record.